AGGUAUGUACAGAAAUGAGAGGCAGGCGGUGCGUAAACGGAGUGGGUGAAGAUGGCGUCGGGCAAGAAAGGUGGAGGGAAUAACGUAGAGAGGGGCGUGAAUGGAAAGCGCUCAUCUAAAUUCAAAGAGGGUCCUGUUGUGAUGGACACACAGGCGGUGUUUGCAGCCCUGUACAGCGUGUGUGAAGAAAACAUCGCUUUCUUCUCGGGCGGAGCCAAGGGGACACAGGGCGAUGCGGCCCGGCGGCUGGUAGGGGCCAUGAAGCUGAUCCAGGAGCACGCUCGCAGCCUGGAACCUGUUAUUUCUGGCUUUGCCGCCGUAUACCAUCAUUUUGACUUUGACCCGCACAUACCAGCUAAUGGCUAUCGCUCGCUAGUCAAGGUUGUGCGCUGCUGCCUUCUUCACAUCAUCCACAAGGGGCGCUACAUCACGACCAACCGUCGCAGCAUUUUCUUCCGAGUAGCGCAUAACGCGGGGGAGGUGGAGGCGUACUGUAAUGCUCUGUGCCAGCUGCGUGCCUUGCUGUAUUUGGCUCAGCGCCUGCUACACGACAACAGACACGGCAACCUGUUUUUUCAGGAUGAAAGCGGACUCAGUGAGAGUUUCGUCCGAGAAUAUGCAUCUAUGCAUAAAGGGUGCUUCUAUGGCCGCUGCCUGGGCUUUCAGUUCACUCCAGCCAUACGACCGUGUCUCCAGACCCUCGCUACCGGCCUCGUAGCCUUUGGAGAAAACUAUAAGCGCCACCAUUCAGGAAUAGGCGUAGCAGCCAGCUCUUUGUUUACUUCAGGGAAGUACGCCAUUGAUCCGGAGUUAAGAGGUACAGAAUUUGAGCGCAUCACCCAGAACCUGGAUGUCCACUUCUGGAAGGCUUUCUGGAACAUCACGGAGACGGAGAUCCUUUCGAGCCUUGCCAGUAUGACAUCUACUCAAGUUAAGGUGAACCGCGCUCUAUCGGUGCCCCCUGUGCCCUUUGACCUCCCACUGGCAGCCAACCACAGAGCUUCUGUGACCAUAGCUCCGCCGUCGGCACACAUCGGCUCUGCUCCUGUCCAGAUGAGACUCAUCUCCUACGACCUGCGUGAAGGACAGGACAGUGAAACUCUGCUAUCUCUCUGCCGAUCUGAGGGGGGUGCCAUCUCUCUAUCCCUGGGCCUGAAGACCAAGCGCCUGCCUUCCUCUCCCUGCCUUGUGAUUCACUUCCACGGUGGAGGAUUUGUGGCUCAGACCUCCAAGUCUCACGAGCCUUACCUAAAGAGUUGGUCCCAGGACCUCGGUGUUCCCAUCCUAUCAGUGGAUUACUCUCUGGCUCCUGAAGCACCCUUCCCUCGGGCACUUGAGGAGUGUUUCUACGCCUACUGUUGGGCUCUCAGAAACCACCACCUGCUCGGAUGGACGGGAGAGAGAGUGUGUUUGGCCGGUGACAGCGCGGGGGGAAACCUGUCCGUGACGACUGCGAUGCGGGCUGCUGCCUUUGGUGUGCGAAUGCCAGAUGGUAUCGUGGCAGCCUAUCCAGCUACCUUGCUGACGGCCUACGCGUCGCCCUCCCGUCUGCUUACGCUCAUGGAUCCCAUGCUGCCGCUCAGUGUGCUCUCCAGGUGUCUCAGUGCCUACGCAGGUAAUGAGCCACAGACUGAGAAGCAGGUAGAAAAAGUGAGCACACUGAGCCUGGUGAGGAGAGAUACAGCGCUGCUGCUGCGAGAUUUCCGACAGGGAGCCUCCAACUGGAUCCAAUCUCUGCUGGAUCCCAACAGAGCUUCAGCCUCCUCCAGCACAGCUGCAGAGGAACCGUCGGGAGCUUCUGACACACCGGCAACUGAUACUGUGAGGAAAAGCGUUUCAGCGGCUUCUAUCUCCUCGCCUCACGCUGACCCUCCUGUGCCAAACAAACCAUCCGAAUUCCCCAGCAGGAAAUUAUCAGUGAAGAGCAAGACAUGCCAGAACUUGGGAUCCCACAACAAUGCCACUCCCCAAAGCACGCCGUUGAUCUCUGAGCACGCUGUAGAAGAUGUGAGUUUCUUCCUUUCCGGGGACAAUGAGUCCUUCAUGACCUACGACCUGUCCUCAGUGGCCAUCCCCCCUCCUGUUGGAGAGGAUGGAUCCGAGCUGGAGUACCCCAGGGAGUUUCCCCUGGGCUUUGAGCCACUGCGCUCUGAGCAGCUGGCAGAGAUGAGGGUGGAGAGUUCUCCAGUGGUCAAAGAUCCGUUCUGCUCUCCUCUGCUGGCUCCUGACAGCAUGCUGAAAGGACUGCCUCCUGUACACAUAGUGGCUUGUGCAUUAGACCCCAUACUGGAUGACUCCGUGAUGUUUGCCAAGCGUUUGAGGAGCGCAGGCCAACCCGUCACUCUAUGCAUAGUGGACGACCUUCCCCACGGCUUCCUCAGCCUAUCGCAGCUUUCCAAGGAGACGAAGGAGGCCACCAACGUCUGCGUGGAGCGAAUUCGCACUGUCUUCACCCAGAAGGACACACCCCCAGAGCCACGCAAACACCGCAAGCUGGAACGGACCGAUAGGGGCGUAUCGGCUCCUUCAGGAGAAAUGGGCUCUCUGUUUGUUGGCUCCGUUGAAGCUGAAGAGCCAGCUGUCGGGAAAGGGGCUAAAAUGUCUGACGGGGAUGGCUCAGUUGCUGUGGCAGCCCAGACUAACGCCGACGCUGGUGGCGUUGGUGCUUAAACAAAGUCAGGUUUUAAUAAAAACAAGAAUCGCAAAACACCCAAAGAGGGAAAAGAGAAAGGAAAUGAAAGUCAGACCGAAGUAGGCAGUGCAAUGUCUAAAUGAGAUACGAAGAGAGUAUCCUGAUAAAUGGAACGAGGGUGGGAGGGAGCAGUCGGAAAGAUUGCUUAGUGUUUGAAAAGACAAAGAGGUGGAGCGCUGAAGUGUAUCUUUCUUUGCUUCACAGUUCCUGCCACUUAUCUGUGCAUCUUUAUACACCAACACAAAUCCUGCUGACGGAGGGAACACACCCACAAACGGCAGGCAGCUUUCAGAAUGAGAUGAUCAUUUUAAAGCGUUUUAGAUCAAAUACCAGCACACACACACACACACAUGCAUAUGCACAUGCACACGCACGCACACACACACACUCAACAGGAGCAAAGGCUCAAACAUAAAGCAGCACAGAAACAUUCUUAGGACCAAGCCUGAAUGGGUGAUUCAUGGCAGCCUUAAUCAGAUACUGGUGGGCACACUGUAUGCUUCUGUGUUGAGGCUCCGCAUCAAAAAGGCCACUUGUCCUUUAGGGAUCCACUCUAAAUCACACUUAAUAACUCUACAUUGUCCUCUCCAUUAUGCCUGUUUGGCAGUCAAUGCAGCUCACUUUGUGGGUCGUAACGAUGUUGACUCUCCUAAAUAGAAUUAGAACGCUAAACGCGACCGAAUCGAAGUCUCAGAACCAGAGGAAUUGAUGAACUCUUUUCUUUUGACCGUGUUGCAGUUUUUAAUCAGGAGUGCCGGUGUUGUUUUUUGUGUCGGUUUAUAUUUGCUGUUAUAAUCAUGAAUGACAUGUUUAAACUGUACUAUGUAACAUAAUCCAUUGCUGUUUGUUUACUAUAGUUUUACAGAUGCUGUUUAUUUAUCCAGCUGCUGAUACACCCUUCUCUUCUCAGUCCAGUGCUCGAUAAACAUGGUGUCAGGAAGAGAAGAUGAUGACUAUUACAAAGGGACAAAGUGUUCCCUUUUGAAUUGUGCAAGCCUUUUUAGUAUCGUGUGAAUAUGUGUGCAGAAUUGUAACCGCUUGUUUUAUUCGUCUGUCAAAAAAUGUGUUGCACACAAAAUUGUGCUGUCAUAAACGUGAGUCUGAGAAAUUGUGCAGGUUAGGAUUAUUGUUAGGAGUGUGAAUCUAAAAGCUGUGAGUGCAAAGCCUGAUGAUUACAAGUCUAUUUUCUACAGUUUGUGGGUUUGAGGAAACAGUUUCAACAAACAUGCUCCAAAUUUAAAGAUGGCCGACGACAGCGGACCGGAUGGAGCUGCCAGCUCAGGUAAAAACUUGCACAAUUUCAUAUAACACAGUUGUUGGACUUACUGCUCUAGCUUUCGAGCUAGUAACAUGCUAGCAUUAGUAGUGUUAGAGUAAUGCUAGCACUAACUUAGCAUCGCUAGCAUGUUGUCAACCUGCAAGCUAGAGCAGUAAGUCACAACAGUUUAAAGCAUACUGCAUACGCACGUUAACUUUACUUGUGAUGCUUCCUCUCUGCUGGCGCUCCACCUGGUACACGGUCGUCAGCCAUCUUUGACUUUAGCGCAUGUUGUGUUUGGUAGAAUCUGGGUUCGAUUACUACUACUACUACUACCUUGUGGCGUCUUUUCAAAGCCGUGAGGAUGAGAGUUGUGUUCACAAGGCUUUGCACUCACAGCUUUUAGCGUAAAUGUGUGAAACAAAAAAAACAUUUUUGAAAAAUUUUUUCUGAUUAUAACAGGUCACUCUGAGUAUUUCAUGCAGACUGAACAUGAAAAUAGUCUCCUACACCUGUUUCCUGCUUUAGCUUCUGAUAGAAAACAGACGGUGAAAAUCUAGGAUUAGAAAAUCCUGACACAUCUACGUCACACUGUCACUUAGCAUUCAUGGACUCACCCAUCAGGACUCACGACGGGGAAGGCUGUUGUUGGUUUAGCGUCCAGGAGAUAGCAGAGAGCGUCUUGGCUAGUUUAGGCUAACCAUUAGCAUUAGCAACUUCACUACACAGCAGAACUCCAGGCUUGUGUUGUUUGUGGAGAAAAAACAUCAGCGUUGCAAAUCAGUGGAAGAGCUGAAGUGCCAUCUGAGGUGAGAUGUCCAAACAUCAGGAAGUAAGACUCCAAAGCCCGCUGUCUGAAGCUCAGCUGUGAUGUGGCGCACCGGUUAGGCAUGCAACGAUACCACUUUUUUCCAAACCGAUACGAUACCGAUACUUGGAUCUGAGUACUCGCCGAUACUGAUUACCGAUACAGAUACUUCUACCACACAAAAAAAUGCUAUGAAUUGGAAUACAGGCUUUAUUUUCUCCUGUUUUCAAUAGGAAAAGACUGUGAGGUAGAUAAAAAGUAAUAUAAGUGAUCACAAAACUAAAAUAUUACUUGAACAGAAAUGACAAGUUACAGUGAAGUCACUUUCAAGCAACUGCAUUGGUAUCAUUUGCUGGUAUAUGUUAACUUUUACUGAUACCGAUACUGGUAUCAGUAUCCGUAUCGGCACCGAUACCAGUAUCGUAUCGGUGCAUCUCUAGCACCGGUCCCCCACGAGCAUUCAUUCCUACUAGAGACCACUUCAAAUGUAUUGAUUAAACAAAUGUUCUACACCUUUAAUUCUCACAUAAAUACCAUCCUAACCUGCACAAUGUUUCAUAUUCACGUACAAGACGGUACUACAAGACUCUUACUGACAAAUACAGAUGGUCACUAUCCUGCAUGCUUUUUUUCUGCGAACCAUCUCACACCAUAGUUUUGCUUGAGCAAAGUCCACCUCGAGUUUGUUUCAAAAACCAGCAAACGCAGGUACAUUUCAGUUGUGGUUUUCGGAUGUGUUUAAUUUACAUUUUAUUUAAAUGAUUUUAAGUCUGGAAACUGUUGUUUAAUAUUCUCUUCCUGGAGAGGUGGCGUUAGAGCGCAGCGGUUAAAAGCCCAGCUCUCAGCUGUCGUUACACUUUUUAAACUUGACGACACCCGACUUCCUCGCAAGUCGUCACGGUCUUUCUGUUCAGUUUUUAUUGUGUCCAAGGACCACUUUUCCUCAGCGUGGGGAUUCUGACCUGACAGCUUGUUUUCCCUUUUGUUUUUUUUGUCACAAGUGAGACGCUUUUAGGCAAAUCUCAAGGAUCCCUGCUGUGAAAAUCAGCAAAAGAAAAACUGUAAAAGCCACAGGCUUGUGUUCGGCAGACUCAACAUGGAUAGUUUUACACUCCAUUGCUAUAUUUGAAGUAUUUUUUUUUUGUGUAACUUUGAGACACAUUCCUGAGCACAGUCUCAUCAGAGUAUUUUAAAUGUAUACAAAAAUGUCUGUGAGACGGUUGGUCGUCACAUCAGGUCUCCCCUCACACGGCCGCCACACUGGUGGCUCAGCCUUCAGCCUGUUAAUGGAGCAGGGGUUGCCAGGUCUGCAGAGAGGGACCCGCUGUUUGAUGAAUGGGAUUUAGCUGACGCUCGGACUGUGAAAUCCUUCCCCCUGUAGAGGAGCAGGAUUUUCAGCUGCAGCCAUGCAGGAUUAGUCCACAGUCAUUUCUGUCAGCUUCAAGUACUUACUGUAAUAUUUUUAGUCAGAUUGAUGGAAAUAAGUUACACAGACUCUCUCUGAGAUGUGGAACCAGGGUUAGAACCCGCUUUAAUAGCUGCUGUGUUAGUCUUUUUGCUCAUUUUGCACAUUUGCUGCCGUCGGUUUGUUCAAGUUUAUUGUAAGCUCUAGCUUGUAUAUGUGUCAUUGUCGUCCACUUUGCCGUCGAAGGCUCAAAUGAAUUUGGUUCUUACACGAUCGUCUUUAAGUGUGGAAACAAGCACCCUCUUUGUGUCAGGUCCUCAAAGACGAGGAUGUCUCUUCAGUGUCGAGAAGCUGUUCAGAGCAAUUGUUUUUUGUUGAGAGAUGAUGUUUUUAUGUCCAUGAGCUUUUCAAGAUGGAGGGAUAUAGAAUUCCCGUCAAUAAUGAAAAAGUGUCAAAUUCUUCAGGGGCGUGUCCAGGGAGUGGCCUGGGGUAGCACAUGCCACCCUUAGAAUCUGAUUGGCCACCCCAGGUGCCACCCCACUAAGUUCCAGUUCAAAUUAACUUUACAUUGUCGACAAACUCCAAAAUGGUGUGUGGUAGCACGCACCUUUAACAUUGUUUUCUAGCCCAGGCCUACAGAACAUUUCUGUAUUAUUAUUUAUUAUUUUUUCAUAUUCACAUAAAUAGUAUUUAGAGUCCCACUCAACUCCAGUUGGUGGCAGUAAUGCAACAGGAAGUGACUUGCUAACCACCACAAAACUAGAAGAUGAAGAGAAAAAAUGGUGAUUGUGCAAUGUGAAACUCAAAAAUUAUAAAGAAAGUAAAAAAAUAAACGAUUUGUGUAAAUACAUAAAAAGCAUAACCAUUGGUGCCACCAUGCAUAAACAAGUGCCCCAUAUGGGCCACCUCAUUUUAAAAGUCCUGAACACGGCUCUGAAAUUCUUCCACCCGUUGCAUUGACCUUCGUACGCCUCAUAACUGUUCUGUUGCGCUUCACGAGCACAAUUAGUGGAUCCUAUCCUAUUGGACUAUGUUGGUUUGGUCUUUUUAUAGAAAUCUUCCUGACAAAGUUGUUGAUUUCUUUCAGAUUGUUUUGAUUUCUGCAGCUUUAAGGGGAAUUAAUUAUAAUUAAUUGAGAGUAAUCAACCACAAAAGUGCAAUACUGUUACAGCCACAAGGUAGCAGCUUCAGCUAUGCUGCAGUUGCAGAACAGCUGCAUAGCUUUUCCACCAGCAUCAUGUCUCUCUUCGCUUCCUGUGUCAGAAAUGCAGUGAUGGAGCAGUGUGCGACAGUCAUCACAGAUAAAAAAACCGCCUAUUUAUAAACUUUAAAUGUCAGAUUUCUUCUGUAAAAUUGCAGCAUUUGUUGAAUUUACCUCAAACACAUUUCAGAAUUAUUCCGUAUGUUUUAGACAGAGAUGGGCGGAUUUCGCAUUUGUGGUUGAAGCUUGAAGCAGAACCAGAGACAGCAGCCCGUCUCGUGACUGAUGUUUGUUUUGCUCUUAUCCGUUACCACUCCAGUGCAGGUGCUAGUCUGUGGAUAACCCGUCUCCACUCCGUACGCAAAAUCGUGCCGCAUCAACACUCGUGUAGCCGGCCAUUAAAACGAGAGGAGAGGAACAAAAACAAGCAGUGGAAUGAAAAUGUCUUUUUAAAGCUCUGUUGCUGAAAAUACCACAAGUGCAACCCUGUGAAUAAAAAUCCAAGAAUGUAUGAUUCAUGCAGAGAUUUUUACUUUCACAAUUUUUAAUUCAUCCUUUCAGCUUUCGUAUUAGGACGCAAGACCAGAUAUGUAUGCUAGUGUCUUUGAUUUUUAUCUAAAUAAAUCUAUUCUCCUAUGA
Nothobranchius furzeri (turquoise killifish) is the source of this 8003-nucleotide messenger RNA. It is a transcript of the gene lipeb, whose product is annotated as lipase, hormone-sensitive b. Lineage: Eukaryota; Metazoa; Chordata; Actinopteri; Cyprinodontiformes; Nothobranchiidae. The record is from RefSeq and is a predicted model, not a curated record. Gene Ontology annotation, molecular function: triacylglycerol lipase activity; sterol ester esterase activity. Gene Ontology annotation, cellular component: cytosol. Gene Ontology annotation, biological process: cholesterol metabolic process; triglyceride catabolic process.